AUGUUUCUUAUUGUGAUUCUUUCUAUUCAUCGGGUUGUACUCUCAGUAAUUGUCCACGGACUCACUCCUAACUUGUAUACUAUGAAUUCCGGACUUGAGCCUUACUGUACAACGAUUCCCGAAUUCAUCGAGGUUUUGGACAACUUCGGGACGGCCAACAUGACGUUGUAUAAUUUGAUCAAAGAAACUGAGGUGUUCAUAAACUGCUCCCCUCCUAAAAAGAAAAGUAUGGUUGAAAAAUACCGUCGUUUUCAUAUCUGGGUCGAAGAAGAAAUCGAUAUAUUACAUGAAAAUCUUGAUAUCGCAACGAAAAAUGGCAAGGACGAAGUGAUCGAAUUCAAUGUUACUAUAUUCGAUAUUUGGAACCGCGUUCUUCAGCGGCUUUCCAAGAAAUUUGAGACAGAUCAGAGGGAUUUCUCACAUCUUUAUCUUUUUCAGCGAUUCGUAGCUCACUCCGAAGCAAUGAAGGUGGCGCUUCCAUUGAUCUCCAACGCUAUCUUUAUAAUGAUGCAUGGAGUAUAUGGAACGCAAUUCAUUGUUUACCCUGACGUCGAUGAAAUGGACAUAAAAGCGAACAAAUUUUAUGAGGAAACUGGAAAACGCUUUCAUGAAAAAAAAAUGUUGCAAGUAGACAGAGGAACGGAAGAAGUAAUGAAAUACAUCACCGAUCCAGAGAAGAAGAAAAUUAUAGAAACGAAAUACCAGGCUUCCAAGCAAAAGUAUGAAGACAAAAUGUACUACUUCUUGCUCUGUAGACAGUGGCCCAGAUACGUGUUAAAAGUCGAAACUUUUCAUCGGAGGGAGCUUCUAAUGCCAAAACAAUUGGUCCUGCACGUAGCGGAUGACUCUGAUGCUGAAAUUGAUGUUGUCAAUGUUGACGAAGAUGAUGAGAGACUUCCCAUUCAUAUUCGAAUGAAUCCACUUGGAUACAAUCACGACGAAAGUGAUUCUGAUCAAUCUGGAUAUUACGACGACUAUGAGGAACCCGAUAAUGUUGAAUCCAAUGGAGAUGUGAAGCAGUUGGAGACAGAUGUUAAUCAAGACCGACAAGAGGCAUCAGCACAGAAAGAAAACGAAGAUUGCAUUCCCAGACCAACGCACGACGAAUUCUUAUCAUCUUCGCAAUCAUCAGCAAAUCGAAUUCCAGAACCGAGAAAGAAUAAUUCAACAAAGAUGAUUCCAUCCCUUCAAAAUCCAGUUCCUCGACAGUUGUUGUAUGUUCAUGGCCCGAUAUCUCAAGAAGAGCCGGGUAGUGAACAAUCUCAAUCAAAAUACUUGGAAAAAAAAUGUAAAGCGGAGAAAGAUGAACAAAAACAAGACAUGAUCUGUCAUGAGAAGCUUGCUCAGAGAACUCUUAACGAAGAAUCGUUAGAAGCUCUAGAAAAUCCUGGAAGACUCAAGAAAGCACCGGGAAGUCCAAAAGAAAAUUCUACUUUAUAUGGCAAGUUUGACUGCGAAAAUAACCAAAAUAUUUUUGGAACUUCAGAAUCGGAAGGAGGAGAAAAUGAUCCGACAAAAAAUAAAUCAGCUGAAUCUGUCGAUGGAGGCUCUGAACAAACAAAUGAGCCGGCAAAUUCAAACUCAAAACGAGCUUAUAAGGAGUCCGAAUCAUCCGAAAAAUCGACUAAUAAGACAUCAAGCUCUUCCACAAAAGCAACUGAAUUUUCAGAGGUAUCAAAUAACCAACAACAGUCGACACAAUCAUCUGGCUCUGGGAUUCCGAAUUCUGCACCAGGGCAAACACAUGAAACUCCGAAGCCUCCAGAAAAAACUAGAAAUAACGAUUUCAAAUCAAUGAAAAAUCCAAGCGUGAAUCUGGUUCAUAAGUCAUCUUCGCUCCCGAAUCUAACACCAAAAGAUCAGACUGAUUUGAAAAAAGGCGCAUCCAUUACAAAAAACUCUUCUUCAUCCAACUCUCUGGAAAGUGAUGUUAAGCAAAAAAGCAUCAGUGGAACGCCUCCUCUCAACUACGACAUUGGAACACCCCAGUCGUUCCAUUCAACUUCGAGCAUGGGAAGUAACCCAGCGUCACCGGAACAUCUUGAAGCUCCACCAUCUAUUCAAACACUUCAAACUUCAGGGAGCAGGGACUCAGCACCAUUAGAUGAAACGAAGGAAAAGAAAAAAUCUGUUGAUUUGUCUUUAGAAAAAACUUAUGAAUUAGUCGAUCAAGAAAAAAUAACUCCAAGUCUCAAAUUACAAUCCAACAGAGAAGACAGACAACCGAAAAAAAACAGAAAACUGCUCAAUAUCGUCCUGCAACAAGCAACUGAUGCGUACCGUUUAGCCUGUGAAACGUAUUCUGAGGAAGGUCGAGCACGUUUCGAGAAGCUAACUAUCGUUCUCCAUCACAAUGAGAACGCUAACAUCAACUUUGUGCCGUAA
This is a messenger RNA of Caenorhabditis briggsae, 2385 nucleotides long. Bases 1 to 2385 code for a protein of 794 amino acids. The record is from RefSeq and is a predicted model, not a curated record. The transcript has 10 exons. Lineage: Eukaryota; Metazoa; Nematoda; Chromadorea; Rhabditida; Rhabditidae.